UGUUUCCUUAUUCAGAGGAAGAAGGUAUGUCAAAGUCCAUUGUUGCAGAAUAUCUUCAGGAGAAGAAAAAGUAUGAAGACAUGCGGAAACGGCAGCCAAAGAAAGGGGCUUCUCGUGAAGAUCAGACACUGGCAUUACUGGACCAAUUCAAAUCAAAGUUAAACCAGGCAAUAGCAGAAACUCCUGAAUGUGAGGUUUCAGAACCUGAGGUGGAGGAUGAUGAAGGAUGGAUGGCACAUGUGCUUCAGUUUGAGGACAGAAGCAGAAAAGUGAAAGACGCAAGUAUGCAGGAUGAAGACACUUUUGAAAUCUAUGAUCCUCGGAAUCCCGUAAAUAAGAGGAGAAGAGAGGAAAGCAAAAAGAUAAUGAAAGAAAAAAAGGAAAGGAGAUGAAAUGAAUGUAAAGCUGUCCAGAGCUGCCUUGGAAAGUGACUGCAGUACAGGAUUGGCCUUUUAGUAGCUGUAGUUCCUAAAAAUAUCACCCAACAAGUGUGAAAAGGAAUUUCUCAAGAACCUACUGUCUAAUUCUGAAACAGCUUUCUUAUUUGUUCUCUAAAUUGUGCAGUGAAGUAAGCAAGUGAUCUCUGUGCAUUAUGUAGGCUCUCCUUCUUUGACCAUUUUUAGAAUGAUAUGUUUAAGGUCUACAAUUUAAUUACUAUACAUUGAUAACAUGUGGAUGAUAUGUAUAUAUGUUGUAAUGAGGAGGUAUAUUUUGUUUGCUGUUUGCAACCAUAUUUACCAAAAUAAAGAAUUUUUCCCCAUUCUUCAAUUAGUCCUAUGUACAGCCUUUUAAGAUUAAAGUGAUAGAAUUUAAAUUUAAAAUGACCCAUUUUCUGAUUACGGGGUUUUUUAUAGGCAUAUAAAUAUUUGAACAUGAUUAGUAAUUUUUCAAUAACAUUGUGCCACUCAGAAGAUAAUUUGAUAAAAUUCCAGACUUCCAGGACAAAUUUUUAAAAGUUCCCAACUCUUUUUUUAAAAAAACCCAAAAUGUAAUUUUAUAGUUGCAUUUUCUUUGUCUUGAGGUAUGUAUCCAAAAAUAUUUGGAAAAUAGAGUUAAAAUACAGAUUUGGGAAUGUUAUUUCACUAGACAUACAGAAUUUUCAAAACUAAAUUUAAAUAGCAAUUAUUGAGGGGAGAGAAAGGGGAAAAAGGGCAAUAAUUGAAAACGUACUUUUACUCCCAGAGUGAAAGCUGGUAUUUUAAGUGUCCUGCAUCUGGUUUCAUUUUGAUUACUGAUUUGUUUGUUUAUGUUUGUUUAUUAAUCUAAAUAUUAAAAUGCAGACAUUGCAAC
This is a messenger RNA of Gavialis gangeticus (Gharial), 1290 nucleotides long. Its product is annotated as peptidyl-prolyl cis-trans isomerase CWC27 homolog. The coding region runs from base 27 to 392 and encodes 121 amino acids. Lineage: Eukaryota; Metazoa; Chordata; Crocodylia; Gavialidae. The record is from RefSeq and is a predicted model, not a curated record. The transcript is spliced from 4 exons.